This is a messenger RNA of Coffea eugenioides, 4042 nucleotides long. RefSeq lists its product as uncharacterized. The record is from RefSeq and is a predicted model, not a curated record. Lineage: Eukaryota; Viridiplantae; Streptophyta; Magnoliopsida; Gentianales; Rubiaceae. Gene Ontology annotation, molecular function: protein binding. The coding region runs from base 110 to 3553 and encodes 1147 amino acids. The transcript has 6 exons.
UGCAAGACACAGUAUCCUUUGUUCUGAAUUGAAACAAUUAUACGUGGCAAUUACGCGGACAAGGCAGAGACUGUGGAUUUGUGAAGAUAGUGAGGAGUUUGCUGCACCCAUGUUUGACUUCUGGAAGAAGUUGGGCCUUGUGCAAGUAAAGGAGGUGGAUGAAUCAUUUUCACAAACGAUGCUAAUGGCGAGCAGUCCUGCAGAGUGGAAAUCAAGGGGUAUAAAGCUUUACCGGGAGAACAAGUAUCAGAUGGCAACCAUGUGCUUUGAAAGGGCAGGAGAUACAAAUUGGGAGAAACGGGCCAAGGCUGCUGGCCUGAGGGCAACCGCUGAUCACCUGCGUGAGUCAAAUCCUCAAGAGGCUUGUACAAUCCUCAGACAGGCUGCUGAGUUGUUUGACUUCAUUGGCAGAGCUGAGUCUGCUGCUGAAUGCUUCUGUGAUUUGGGGGAUUACGAAAGAGCAGGAAGAAUUUACUUUGAUAAAUGUAGAGAUCCUAAAAAAGCAGGUGAUUGUUUCACUUCGGCUAAAAGUUAUAAACUUGCAGCGAAGGCUUAUGCUGAUGGCAAUUACUUGUUGGAGUGUUUGUCCGCAUGUACUCAGGGUAAUCUUUUUGAAUUGGGAAGGCAAUAUAUUAAGAAAUGGAAACAGGCUGCUCCUGGUGAUGAUGGUACCGCAAAACAAAGUAAGGAAAUCGAAAAAGUCGGACAAGAGUUUUUGGAGAGUUGCGCUUUGAGCUAUUAUAAGCUCAAGGAUCAUAAAUCCAUGAUAAAAUACGUUAGAGCUUUCCUUACUAUGGAUUCAAGGCGGAAAUUCCUGAAAAGCAUAGGCUGUCUUGAUGAGCUUUUGCUGUUGGAAGAAGAACUUGGAAACUUCAAGGAGGCUGUAGAAAUAGCAAAGUUGAGAGGGGAUUACGAAAGAGCAGGAAGAAUUUACUUUGAUAAAUGUGGAGAUCCUAAACAAGCGGGUGAUUGUUUCACUUCGGCUAGAAGUUAUGAACUUGCAGCAAAGGCUUAUGCUGAUGGCAAUUACUUGUUGGAGUGUUUGUCUGUGUGCACUCAGGGGAGUCUUUUUGAAUUGGGAAGGCAAUACAUUACGAAAUGGAAACAGAAUGCUCCUGGCGAAAAGGAAAUCAAAAAAAUUGAACAAGAGUUCUUGGAGAGUUGCGCUUUGAGUUAUUAUAAGCUCAAGGAUUUUAAAUCCAUGAUAAAAUAUGUUAGAGCUUUCCUUUCUAUGGAUUCCAGACGUAACUUCCUGAAAAGCAUAGGCUGUAUUGAUGAACUUUUGUUGUUGGAAGAAGAACUCGGAAACUUCGCGGAAGCUAUAGAAAUAGCAAAGUUGAGAGGGGAUCUGCCACGGGAGGCAGACCUGCUUGGGAAGGCAGGCCAUCUCAAGGAAGCAUCCUUACUCAUCAUUUCAUUUGUGCUUCAUCGCUCUCUAUGGGUGACUGGAAAUAGAGGUUGGCCCUUGAGGCCAUUUCGACAGAAACAAAUGCUAUUAAAGAAAGCUAUGUCAUUUGCACAGGAAGAAUCGAAUGAGUUCUAUGAACGCAUUCGCAGAGAGGUUGAAGUUUUGUCACAUGAGCAUAUUAGCUUGCAUGAGUUGCUUCAGUCUCUCACUUAUUCAGAGCUAUGUAAAAAUCUGACAGUUGAAUUGAUAUCUAUCCGGAGGAUCCUGGAUGCUCAUCUUGAUUGUACAGCACGGAAGUUUGAAUGGGAAGAUGAAUUGCAAGUUGAUAUGAAAAAGCAUUCAGAAGAUAAGAUUUCACUUAACCACAUCUCCGUUGGUUCACUCAUGUAUUUUUGGGAUAUGUGGAGAAGGAACAUGUUAAAUAUCAUGCAAUAUCUCAAAACAGUGGAAAAACCAGAUGAUAAUGAAUGGCUUGAAUAUGGUGAGUUCUGUUUGAACUAUUUUGGUGUGAGGAGGCAGGUCAUCAAUUCAAAUGUAGCAUAUAUACUGUUGAACUCAGAUGCUGAAUGGGUGAAAACAACUGGUUCUGUAUUCAAGCAGAAGCAGCAAAGCGAGAACCAGGUAUCCAUUGAUGGUCGAAAAUUUGCAUCUGCUGCUCUGAGUCAUUGCCAGGCUGAAGUAGCUUCCGUCGGCCUGAAGGUACUUGACACUGUUGAAGCUCUUUAUAAGUUGUCAAUAAGGGAGUCAUUCUCCCUUUUUUGCCAAUGCAUUUGCCUCAUUGAUAUCUAUCAAUUGAUGAAAUUUUUGACUGAAUCAUUCAAAUUCAAUGAUAGUGUUGAAAGGAGGCUAGAAAAUUUCCUGCGGCCACCAAUUACGUACUUUAAAUAUGUAUUUCCACUAGACUGUUGCAAAUCAUUGGUGGAAAACAUGAUCUCUUUAAGGAAAACUGAGCUCUCACGGAGUCUACUUGAAGAGGUUAUUGUUGAAAAUAUCAGUAACAAAGGUGACCUUACCUACGGUCAAAUUGGGAGGGUGGUAAUGAUUUGGCUUGGAUCUGGAAAACCAACAGAUGAUCUGUACAUGAAGAUAACAAAAAGAUUUGAAAAGAAUUUUUCCUGGAGAGCAUUCAUUGAUUCUUUGCAAGUAUCUUCAUUGAGGCAUUCUGGGAUAACAGAAUCAAGAUCCUUGGGUGAUCCUUCGUCAAAUACUUCAGGUGAAGAUUGGAAGAAGUUUUCACUGAUUGAUAGCUUCCACGAAGCUUUGAGAGAUACUUAUCUUGCAAAUUGGAGGUCAUAUGACUAUGUAUCACCUGAUUGUUUAAUAUAUCUUGUUGAACGCCUGCUACUCCUUGUAUUUCAUUCCAAGGAUUACUUUUUCACAACAAAGUAUUCUUUUGUGGAAUGGCUUGUUUAUCUUAAAGCAGACAUGUAUCCAGAUGCGAGUUCAGUAGCUGACACGCAGUUGUCUCCUGAAAUCAUAUUUGAUUCUGUUGUUAUGAUGGUUGAACAGUUUCUUUUUAAUAAGCGGGAGACAGCAUCAUGGAUUGCAAAAUCAAAAUUUGAUGUAAAUCAGUAUCAUCCACUACUAGCAUUAAGGCUUGUGGUUAUCUUGUGCUUGCUCCACUUGAACUCAGGCAAGUAUUCUAAUGUUCUUUCUCAUCUGCUUGAUCAGUCUCAUAUUAGUUCGCAGCUGCCAAUGCCAUUCAUUCAGGCACUUAGGCCAAGAAGAAAGCUUAAUUUGACUCAGGAUUGGUUUAGUUUAAAUGGAACUGUAGAAGCAUUCAGAAGGAUUGGAAAUCCUCUUGUGAUUGUGCAUUUGAGAGAAAAUAGUCCAAAAUUUGCGUGUCCUGCAAUCAUCAUUGACACAGCUUUGACACCAAGAAUUGAUGACAUCACGAGAAACUUGUUCCGAAAGCAAGGAAGUUACCAUCAGCAAAGGCCUAUGGUUGAAGCAAAUGCUCCGAAUUUGUGUGAAGGACUUGUUCAUAAUGCUGAGUCUCUCAUGUCAAUUGACAUUUCUGCGGCACCAGAUCAGAAAAUGAGCACAGACAGUGGAACUGAAAGCAACCCACAGAUGUACUCAGGCCUUUCUGAAAAAAUCUUUGAUGUGCAAAUAUCAACAGAGAAAAGACAACAUGAAGAGUGAUCAAGCUGUUCUCCUAAUGUUUCUCAGUUUAAGGAGGAAUUGGAAGAAAGUACAAGCUUUUUAACUGCUGGACUGAAUGUAAAGAAAUUUCUUCCUUGUGGUAGUGUAAACCAAUUCGGUGAAGCAAGCAGCAUGCUUGACGAAAUCAAGCAAUUUGAUGCUAGUGAUAUUAUACAGACUGGAAACUUGCAAGAAAUUGGAUCACUUCUGAAGAGCUUGCAGUCAAAGAGGCCUAGGCUGGAGGCUUUUCUAAAUCACUAGUGAUACCAUACAUGCGUUGCACGUGGUUGGAUGAUAUGUAGUUAUAUCAUUUUGUUCUGUUUUUAUAAUGAGUUUACCUUUGUAAUGUAGAGUUGGGAAUAGAAGCAAGGGUGGGAAUUGCAUGUUACAAAAUAUUGUAAAGUAAGCAAUGCAAAACAAUCUUAUUGAAUGUAAGAUGAAGAAAAAGAGAAGAUAUUAAAUGUGAAAUAGUAAUCAUUAGUGUUUUAA